UCGACGGGUGAUCAAGAAGGCACGUGGCCUAGGGCAGCGGCCCCCAUUGCACGUGGGGGGGUGAGCUGCUCUACCAUCUCCCCAAGUGGGAGAGUGGGCGUCGUAAUUUGUGGUAUCGGGGGUACGCGUCCGCGCGGCCCCCACCCAAUGUCAUAUCAAAUUCUUCCUGUUGGGCUCAGCCUCGAGUCAAUAAGAAGCGGCGCUUCGUCCGGUCCACUUGUGAAGCGUCUGUCCGGUCCAAUGGUGCGUCAUGGGAUGAAAUCAAACGUUAUUAAAGGCGCCAUCGCCCAUUCAGCUGAAGACUUUCCAGAUCGCCGGUUGUCGGCCACCAUUACCAACCAUCGAGUCAAUGGACAUGCAGUCUGCCGACCUCCAACGCAAGCCUUCUGCGUUGUGUAUAUCAACCUCACAAGUUCUUCACCGUCUUCCCCAUCCCUUCAACACAUUUCUCCACUUUAUCGACUUAUCUCCGUUGAGCCAAGGCAGUGCCAAUGGACGUAACGGUGGAGAAAAGAGCCAUGAAGGGAGUGAGGUACCUCUGUGAAAAUGGCAUCACAAGGAUCCCUCCCAGGUACGUCUUGCCCCUCUCCGAUCGGCCCCAGCUCGCGCCGGCCGUUCGUAAACCCAAUCUCCAGCUUCCCGUCGUCGACAUCGGCCAGCUGCUUUCACCCGACCGCGCCAGCGUCCUCGAGACAUUAGACAGAGCUUGCAAGGAGUAUGGCUUCUUCCAGGUGGUGAAUCAUGACGUAGAUGGUGAGGCUAUUCGGAGAAUGAUCGACGUUGGGAAGAGAUUCUUCGAGCUUCCGUUCGAGGAGAGAGAGAGGUACAUGACGACCGACGUGAGGAGCGCAGUGAGGUACGGGACCAGCUUCAACCAGACCAAGGAUCGAGUGUUCUGUUGGAGGGACUUCUUGAAGCUGAGCUGCCAUCCUCACGACACUGUUCUUCCACACUGGCCUUCUUCUCCCACGGAUUUGAGGGAGGAAGCAGCUUCAUAUGCCAAGCACGUCAAGUCCUUGUUCUUGGUCGUCAUGGCGGCCGUCCUCGAGAGCCUCGGUGUGGGAACCUCCGCUCUCGACGAGUUCGACGCCGGAUCACAACUCAUGGUGCUGAAUUGCUACCCAGCGUGCCCACAGCCUGAUCUUACCCUCGGGAUGCCGGCCCACUCCGACUACGGCUUCCUCACGUUCGUCCUCCAGGACGAGGUCGAGGGCCUCCAGGUGCUGCACCGCGACGAAUGGAUCACCGUCGAGCCCGUCCCGAACGCCUUUGUCGUCAACGUCGGCGAUCACCUUGAGAUAUUUAGCAAUGGAAGAUACAGUAGCGUGCUGCACCGGGUGCUGGUCAACUCCUCCAGGUCGCGGUUGUCCGUGGCCUCCCUCCACAGCCUCCCGUUCGACAGCGUCGUACGGCCGUCGCCGGAGCUCGUCAACGAAGGGAACCCCAGGAUGUACGUGGACACGGAUUUCGCCGCUUUCCUGGACUACAUGUCCUCCUGCGAGCCCCAGCGCAAGAACUUCGUCGACUCCAGGAAGUUGCCCGCCGCCUAUAGUCAUCCAUCCAAAACCCGUUGACGUUGACUUGCCCUACCUGGUAUCCCUGUCCUAAGUCACGAGUCUAUUGUGAAAUACGAUUAUUGAGAGGUGUGAUGGAGUUUAUGAUACAUUGGAUCUCCUUCUAAUAGCUAAAUUUUGGGAUCAAUAGGAUCAAUAUAAAUUAUUAUCAGUAAACUCUUUAUCUUUGUUUUCCAAUUGUACAACAUGCAUGGUGCAUAAAGAGAUCAAAUCAGCCAAACGCAAUGCGAGAAACCAAGCGUUUCAGUGACAUCCAUGACAGCACCAAAAAGCUCAGCAGCUACGAAUGAUUUGUUAAUCAUGUCAGGGAAGACACUUCCCUGACAACCCACUGCAGAAGUCGCCAUUGCUUUGCUGACACCCUUUGGCAGAGCUCGCCAACUCCACGUGCAUGGAUGCGUUCCCUUCCAUGGAAGGCCGAAGACGCAGAAACAGGGUGGUCCUCUUUCUCCACUCGAUUACCUGUGAGUACUAAUUUCCCUACCCUCGAGGGAUAUGCUGGCUCAUGAUCCGCAAGGUAUCCUAUGAAACCUGUCGGAGAAAACAACAUGUUCUAGGAGUACUCUAACUUUUCAUGCUCACUGAAGCUCUACCUGAAGUGCCCAUUCCCAACCUGGUUAUUGUGUGCUGCAUGCUUCUCAGGUGAAGGUCGGUUGGUAGAUGAUGACAAGCAGAAAAAGAGAGAGUAGAAGAUAAAGACAUCCUAAAGGAAACCUUUGAGAAAGUAAAAGUUUUGAGGACAUCAGCUUGGAAUGAGUGGAAGAGAUAAGAAGGCCAACGGACACCAACCAACAACAUCCUUCACAAGAGCUCCACCUUCUUUAGUAAACCUUAGGGUUCAGUUGGCCUCCCCAAAGCUAACUCCUGUUUCGACUGACGCUUCGAUGGAGGGCGGCGAGGACGACGAGGAAUGCCACACACCGACGUCUGAAGAGAGUAGGCUGCCGGUCUUCCCGCGGAUCUGCCCGCCUGCGCCGAAGAAGACGAGGAGGUCGGCACCAUGCAAAAGGAGGCACUGGUCGUCGGAGCCGGAACUGAUCGUGGUCGGAACUGAAGAGAUGGAGCAGCUGUUCAGGUGGAGAGAUCAGCAAAACGAUGACCACAGUCUUGCAAAGAAGAGAAGGGUUCACAAGACAAGCGAGAUCUCAUCGUGAUUGCCCUCUUCAAAAUGAUUCUCGCAACUCUAUGCCUUGACUGAAACCCAUAUGUGUAAUGCAUACUCUCUCUCUCUCUCUCUCUCUCGUAUACUAAGAAGACAAGCUUAAUCCCUUAUAAUUAAGCCCUGCAUUCCAUAAUAAAGGUAAGCUUAUCCUUGCAA
Messenger RNA from Musa acuminata AAA Group (dessert banana), 2892 nucleotides. RefSeq names its product probable 2-oxoglutarate-dependent dioxygenase SLC1. Lineage: Eukaryota; Viridiplantae; Streptophyta; Magnoliopsida; Zingiberales; Musaceae. The record is from RefSeq and is a predicted model, not a curated record. The coding region runs from base 492 to 1574 and encodes 360 amino acids. The transcript has 5 exons.